AUGAUGACCGGGUGGGCACUGGUGAUGCUCAUGGUCCUGAUGUUGGGUAGGGUCCUGUUCGUGCCAGGGACCCCUAUCCCCACCUUCCAGCUCCUCCCUCAGAACUAUCUGGAGACAGCUCCCUACUCUGUAGCCUCGGAGAGCCCCUCAGCUACCACCACAGGGCCCUCAGCUUUCCGGAGCAAGUCUAAAGCCACUCCUCACCUGGGCACACGGGUCACACUCUCCUUGGAUGUCCCCAUUGGUCUCCUGCAGAUCCUCCUGGAGCAGUCUCGGAGCAAGGCUGCCAGGGAUCAGGCUGCCACUAACGCCCAAAUACUGGCCCGCGUUGGCCGCCGCUGA
Acomys russatus (golden spiny mouse) is the source of this 342-nucleotide messenger RNA. It is a transcript of the gene Ucn2, whose product is annotated as urocortin 2. The transcript has a single exon. Bases 1 to 342 code for a protein of 113 amino acids. The record is from RefSeq and is a predicted model, not a curated record. Gene Ontology annotation, biological process: digestion; adenylate cyclase-activating G protein-coupled receptor signaling pathway; cellular response to nutrient levels. Gene Ontology annotation, cellular component: extracellular region. Gene Ontology annotation, molecular function: hormone activity; corticotropin-releasing hormone receptor 2 binding. NCBI's taxonomy places the organism in Eukaryota, Metazoa, Chordata, Mammalia, Rodentia, Muridae.